Molecule: messenger RNA, 871 nt
Organism: Oryctolagus cuniculus (rabbit)
Lineage: Eukaryota; Metazoa; Chordata; Mammalia; Lagomorpha; Leporidae
Source: RefSeq, a predicted model, not a curated record
AUGCGUCUGGCUGGGAGGAGGCGCUGCAGGGACGCGGCUAAGGGAAGGGCCUCGGGUACCACCGGCCGAGUGCGGGGCGCGCGCGCGUGGGUGGGUGGGGGCGUGCGGCGUCCCCGCCUCCCGUCAGCGCCGUCUGCCCGCAGGACCGCCUUCAACAACAACGUGAGCGUGGCCUACGACUGCCUGAGCGCCAGCGGGCGCAGGAAGCGGCCGGGGCUGGACGGGCGCACCUACAGCGAGCUGCUGCGGCGCCUCUGCCGGGACAGCGCGGCGCCCGAGGAGGCGCUGGCGCCGCUGCUGCGCAAGAUCGAGUGCCGCGAGCACGAGGCCGUGCCGCUGGGCGUGUUCCGCGCCGGCAUGCUCGCCUGCUUCGUGCUGCUCGAGUUCGUGGCGCAGGCGGGCGCCCUGUUCCGCCUGCUGGAGGACCCGGCGCUGGCCGUGGCGGACCGCCGCGUGGGCCAGGCCGUGCUGGACACCCUGGAGGGGGCGCUGAGCGCCGGCGAUGGCAGCCCCGCGCCCGCGCACUACCUGGAGGCCGGUUCGCGCCUGGGGCCCGACAGCCUGGCCCUGGCCAUGGACCGGGCCGCCGCGGGCAGGCGGCCCAGCUCCCCCAUGACCCGGGACGAGUUCCUGGAGAAGGCGGCCGCGCUCUUCAUCGCCAAGGUGAAGCCGGUGAGCUGAGGCCCCAGCUCAGCCCAGCUUCCUGCCCCUGCCGGGCCGGCCCCGCUGCUCCCCAGGGGGAACCAGGGCUGAGGACCGGCAGCGCCCCAGGAAGUGGACGCUGGCUCCCCACAGACCUUGGCUGUUCCCUGCUGGUCCCGCCCCACCGGCCCAGGACCCUGCUAGCUCUAAUAAAACCCCCUGGAGGCUG